Molecule: messenger RNA, 2070 nt
Organism: Hibiscus syriacus
Lineage: Eukaryota; Viridiplantae; Streptophyta; Magnoliopsida; Malvales; Malvaceae
Product: calmodulin-binding protein 60 B-like
Biological process (GO): regulation of salicylic acid biosynthetic process
Cellular component (GO): nucleus
Molecular function (GO): DNA-binding transcription factor activity; sequence-specific DNA binding; calmodulin binding
Source: RefSeq, a predicted model, not a curated record
UUUUUCCCCUUUAUUUGUUUUCCGCUGUUAAAAUUCUAGAGUAAACUGUUCCAGUAAUAAUCUGGGAAAAUUAGGGUUUUGAAUUUGGUUAUCGGAGAAUGCAAACUAGAGGGAAGAGGAGCUUGGAAGGAGAUGAGAAUCAGCCGCCCGAGCGAAAACGCCCCGCUUUAGCCAGUGUAAUCGUAGAAGCUCUCAAGGUGGACAGCUUGCAGAAACUCUGUUCGUCUUUGGAACCCAUUCUUCGUAGAGUUGUAAGUGAAGAGGUGGAAAGAGCUUUGGCAAAAUUAGGCCCUCCUAGACUUAGUGGAAGUUCUCCUAAACAUGAAGGUCCAGAUGGAAGGAGCUUACAGCUCCACUUCAGGUCCAGGUUAUCUCUUCCUCUUUUCACUGGAGGAAAGGUUGAAGGAGAGCAGGGUGCUGCCAUCCAUGUUGUUCUAGUUGACAGUAAUAGUGGACAUGUUGUAACAACUGGACUUGAGGCCUCUGUAAAGCUAGAUGUUGUUGUGCUUGAAGGUGAUUUCAACAAUGAGGAUGAUGAAGAUUGGACACAAGAAGAGUUUGAUAGCCAUGUGGUAAAAGAGCGUGAAGGUAAAAGACCGCUGCUGAGUGGUGACUUGCAAGUGACCCUCAAAGAAGGGGUAGGGACACUAGGAGAUCUAACUUUUACUGACAACUCAAGUUGGAUAAGAAGCAGGAAAUUUAGACUUGGUCUGAAGGUUGCUUCUGGAUAUUGUGAGGGUAUACGUGUAAGGGAAGCAAAGACAGAGGCUUUUAUUGUUAAGGAUCACAGAGGGGAAUUGUAUAAGAAGCACUAUCCACCUGCAUUGAAUGAUGAAGUAUGGAGAUUGGAAAAGAUUGGGAAAGAUGGGUCAUUCCAUAAGAAGCUUAACAGUAAUGGAAUAUUCACAGUUGAAGACUUUUUAAGGCUUGCGGUCAAGGAUCAACAGAAAUUACGAAAUAUUCUUGGAAGUGGCAUGUCAAAUAAGAUGUGGGAAGCUCUCUUAGAUCAUGCAAAGACGUGUGUGCUGAGUGGAAAGUUUUAUGUUUACUAUACUGAUGAUACUAGAGAUGUCGGUGUUGUCUUCAAUAACAUCUUUGAGUUGAAUGGCCUUAUUUCUGGGGAACAGUAUUUACCUGCUGAUUCUCUAUCUGAUAGUCAAAAGGUUUAUGUAGAUACGCUGCUGAAGAAAGCAUAUGACAACUGGAAUCAAGUCAUAGAGUAUGAUGGCAAGUCAAUGGUGAACAUCAAGCAAAAUAGGAGGUCAAGUGCCCGAAAUGAACUUCAGAUGGAUGCAUUAAACUACCCUAAUGCAUUAGAUCAUCAAUUGCAGUUACCAAGGUUGCCAGUUUCUGUUCCUACGGAGCAUGUGCACUCAGGCCCUCAUGUUGGAGGGUUUAAUGAUAAUCAGUCGACCAGAUACACGGGACAACCUGAGCUUGUGAAUUCGAAUUCUCGUAGUCAAUUUGACAGCUUGCAGUUUUUGCCAUAUGACCAGCUGGGUACCAGUUCGCAGCAACCACAAAGCUCAAGAGCUGAUAACAAUGCUGUUGGGCUUGCUCUUGGUCCUCCUCAGUCAUCUGCCUUGGGUUUCCACAAUGCCGGAUCUUCUAUGCAGACGUCGAAUGUUAAUCAUUUCAAUGAUUGGACAAACAGCAGAGACAGGGGAGUCGAGGACUUUUUCUCGGAGGAAGAGAUUCGCAUGAGAAGUAAUGAAAUGCUCGAGAAUGAAGAUAUGCAGCAUCUUCUCCGCCUCUUCAGCAUGGGAGGUCACCAUGCUUCUGUGACAGAAGAUGGUGGGUUUGGAUUCCCUAAUUACAUGCCAUCCCCAAUGAUAAACUUUGUAGACGAGGAUCGUUCACGCCCUGGCAAAGCUGUUGUAGGGUGGCUAAAGAUCAAAGCGGCAAUGAGAUGGGGUUUCUUCAUCAGGAAGAAAGCAGCCGAGAGACGGGCACAAAUAGUCGAGUUAGAAGAGGAGGAAGAAGAAGAAUAGCCUAGUUAUCCAAGCCUCGCAUUUCUUACUAUGGUUCUGGAAGAUGCUAACACCACCACCACCAUCAAUGCCAGAGAGA